Messenger RNA from Phytomonas sp. EM1, 1449 nucleotides. NCBI's taxonomy places the organism in Eukaryota, Euglenozoa, Kinetoplastea, Trypanosomatida, Trypanosomatidae. The record is from the annotation of a GenBank genome assembly.
AUGGCAGACGGACCGAUUCGAACGGAAGAAGCGCGUGAUUUAACGCGUGUGGAGCGGGUGGGGGCGCACUCCCACAUUCGUGGUCUUGGAUUGGAUGACACCCUCGAGGCUCGCCGCCUGAGCCAGGGUAUGGUAGGGCAAAUAGAGGCAAGGCGGGCAGCCGGCGUGGUAGUGCAGAUGAUCAAGGAAGGCAAGAUAGCGGGGCGCUGCGUGCUGUUCGCAGGCGGCCCCGGUACCGGCAAGACCGCCAUCGCGAUGGCCAUGGCGCAGUCUCUCGGUCCGGAAACCCCUUUCACGAUGAUAGCCGGGAGUGAAAUAUUCUCGCUGGAGAUGUCCAAGACGGAGGCCCUCACGCAGGCUUUCCGCCGUAGCAUCGGUGUCCGCAUCAAGGAGGAGACAGAAAUGAUUGAGGGUGAGGUGGUCGAGAUCACCAUUGAUCGCCCGUCAACGAAUCCUGCCGAGGCGGGAAGUCGAAGUGGGCAACUCGUCUUGAAGACCUCCGACAUGGAGUCAAUGUUUGACCUUGGUCAGAAAAUGAUUGAAAGCCUGCAGAAGGAAAAGGUGCAGGUUGGGGAUAUAAUCACCAUUGACAAGGCUACUGGUCGCAUUAACAAGCUGGGACGCAGUUUUGUGCACAGUAAGGACUUUGAUGCGAUGUCGUCAAAUACGCGUUUUGUGCAGACGCCCGAAGGCGAGCUCUCGAAGCGAAAGGAGGUUGUCCACACUGUCACGCUGCAUGAGGUAGAUGUGAUUAACUCCCGCCAGCAGGGCUUUUUGGCUCUCUUCGCAGGGGACACGGGUGAAAUCAAGACCGAGGUGCGAGAGCAGAUCGAUCAACGCGUGGCGGAGUGGCGCGAGGAGGGCAAGGGCGAAAUUGUUCCUGGUGUUCUUUUUAUUGAUGAGGUCCAUAUGCUGGAUAUCGAGUGCUUUUCGUGGCUCAACCGAGCCUUGGAGAGCCCCUUGGCACCAGUAGUGAUAGUUGCCUCUAAUCGUGGGAUCUCACGUAUUCGUGGGACGCAUUACCGAUCCCCUCACGGGAUCCCAAUUGACCUCUUAGAUCGCAUGGUCAUCAUCACAACAAAACCAUAUUCACAAGAAGAACUCAGGAAGAUCAUUCAAAUUCGCUGUGAGGAGGAAGAUGUGGAAAUGGAGUCUGAUGCUUUAAUGCUUCUAACAAUGAUUGGCAAGAGCACAUCGUUGCGCUACGUUCUACAGCUAAUCACAACGGCCAAUUUGGUGGCUCAAAAGCGCAAGUCCCCAACCGUUUUGGUCGAGGACAUUCAGAAGGUGUAUCAACUUUUCAUUGAUUUGCAGCGUAGUGUGGAGCUAUUGCAAGAGCAAGAAAAAGAUUUCUUAUUUGGUGAGGAUGACGUGAAUGUAGAGAACUUCGCCCCUCUAAAGUGUAACAACAAUAGUGGUGAUACCAAUGAAGAGGAAAUAGUGAGUUAA